Molecule: messenger RNA, 5201 nt
Organism: Macrosteles quadrilineatus (aster leafhopper)
Lineage: Eukaryota; Metazoa; Arthropoda; Insecta; Hemiptera; Cicadellidae
Product: multidrug resistance-associated protein 1-like
Exons: 31
Coding region: 275-4822 (1515 amino acids)
Biological process (GO): transmembrane transport
Cellular component (GO): membrane
Molecular function (GO): ATP hydrolysis activity; ABC-type transporter activity; ATP binding
Source: RefSeq, a predicted model, not a curated record
ACCUUGGUAAACAGUGUUUGUUUUGAAUGUGCUUAUUAUUGUUGUAAAUCAUUGUUGCGAGAAGUUGUGUAAUCUGAAGAAAUUUGGUGAAGUGUAGUUUAAGGAUUUUUACUGCGUUGGUCGGUUAUUGUUGGAUUGAUACUAAUUUUUGUUCUAGGCUAUUUCAAAAUAAUCUUUACAGUAACCUAUUUCGGCUACCGGCACGGAUAAUGUUACUAAGUAGAAACUGUAAUGUUUACUUUUAAAAAUUAAAUAGUGUUGUGUAAUUUGGAAAAUGACGUCAUACUUGGAUGACCUGUGCGGCUCUCAGUUUUGGGAUGCCAAUGUAACAUGGCACACAGAAGACCCAGACCUGACCCCGUGUUUUGAGAAGACUGUCCUGGUGUGGCUUCCUGGACUGUUUUUGCUCUUGUUUGUCCCAGUUGAGUUCUGCAGCCUGAGAAACAGCAAGGCAAAACACAUACCUUGGUCAUGGCUGAAUAUCUCAAAGAUAGUGGUGGUCACACUGCUAAUGGCUGUCAGUAUUGCAAACUUGCUGUACAAAACGCAACAAGCGGAAGUUUAUCCAGCUGAUUAUGCAGCUCCAACUGUCCAGCUUGUGAUUUUCAGUGUUAUAUUGACUCUAAUCCUGCUACACAAGUCCAAUGGACAACGGAUAUCUUACGCCCUUUUCUUCAUCAGCCUUGUGCUAGUUAUCUGCCAAACUCCUCAGAUAUACUCAUUUAUCAGAGCAUACAUCAAUGGUACAUUACAGGAUGCUGUUACAACUUCACUGAAUGUGACAGUCUACAUACUGCAGCUGAGUUUCUUCUUUCUAAACUUUUUCUGCGACAAGGCUCCAACUUACAAUGAAUAUCCAGCGCAAGAGAAACCCAGUCCCGAGAUAUCAGCGUCGGUUCCCUCCAGACUUACAUUGUCGUGGUUCACACCGACAGUUAUGCAAGGAGCUCGUAAACCCCUCAGUGCCGAGGACAUGUACAGUCUCAAUCAUGAGAACUCCUGCAGGAUCAUCGUCCCGGAGUUUGAAGGGCGGUGGGAGGCUUCACUACAGCAAGUACAACGCCCCAAGGUGUCCUAUGACAAGCGUUCCUCUAAGAUUGGGUUCUACCGCCCUGUUCGUCCGCAAGCUUCCAUCCUACCUGCGCUUCUCCGGACAUUUGGACCAAUGUUCCUUGUAGGAUCUUUCUUCAAGUUCGCUCAGGAUCUUAUCCUCUUUGCCAACCCACAACUACUCAAAUUACUCAUCCAGUUUGUAUCAAGUGAUGAGAGCCUGUGGAAGGGCUGUAUGUAUGCAGCGCUCAUGUUCUUAACGACCAACGUACAAAUGUUUUUUCUCAACCGUUACUUUCUCACCAUGAACUUUGUUGGAGCUCGGAUCAACACUGGGCUCAUUUCUACAAUUUACAAAAAGUCAUUGAAGCUGUCCAAUGCUGCUCGUAAGCAGUCUACAGUAGGUGAGAUAGUCAACCUGAUGGCUGUAGAUGCUGCCUCCUUCCAACAGCUGAUGCAACAUCUCAACUUGGUCUGGUCUGCUCCAAUGCAAAUUGUACUCUCACUGUACUUCCUGUGGCAGCUCCUAGGGCCAGCUGUGUUGGCAGGCCUGACUGUCAUGAUCCUGAUGGUCCCACUCAAUGCUUGGAUGGUCAGACAAAACCGCAGGUUGCGCAUCAAACAGAUGAAACACAAAGACGAGCGAAUCAAAACUAUGAAUGAAGUUUUGUCUGGAAUAAAAGUCUUGAAGCUUUAUGCUUGGGAACCUAGUUUUGAGCAAAAGAUUACUAAAAUAAGGCAAAAAGAAGUCAGAGUGUUGAAAACAGCUGCAUACUUCAACUCUUUCAGUAUGUUUGCCUUCUCAAUGACUCCGUUUCUGGUAGCGUUGGUGUCAUUUGCAACUUUUGUACUGUAUGAUGACCGCAACAUUUUAGAUGCGGAGAUUGCAUUUGUGUCUCUGUCUCUUUUCAACAUUUUGAGAUUUCCUUUAAACAUGCUGCCACAAGUUCUUAACAGCAUUGUUUCGACAGCUGUAUCAAUCAAGAGAAUCAACAAGUUCUUGAACAAUGAAGAACUAGAUACCAAAUCAGUGUCUCACGACCCAUCAGAACGUGAUGUGGUGGUAGUUGAGAAUGGGACAUUUGCCUGGGAUGGAAGUGACGACAACUCAGUGGUGCUGCGCAACAUCAAUCUGCGCGUGUCUCCGGGCCAACUUAUCAUGGUGGUCGGCUCUGUCGGCUCUGGCAAGUCCUCCCUGUUGGCGGCCAUCUUGGGUGAGAUGGACAAACUGUCUGGCCGAGUGAAUACUAAGGGGAACAUAGCUUAUGUCCCACAGCAGGCUUGGAUGCAAAACGCGACUCUGAGGAAGAACAUCACCGGACCAUCUGAGUUUGACAAGACAGCGUUCAGACGAGUGGUCAAGUCUUGUGCACUGGAGCAGGACAUAGGCAUCCUGCCCGGAGGGGACUUGACUGAGAUAGGAGAGAAGGGUAUCAACUUGAGUGGUGGCCAGAAACAGAGGAUCAGUCUGGCCAGAGCUGUCUACAGUAAAGCUGACCUUUAUUUGCUGGAUGAUCCACUGAGUGCAGUGGAUGCUCACGUAGGAAAACACAUCUUUGAAAAUGUCAUCGGACCUAAAGGCGUCCUGCGCAACACGACAAGGGUGCUGGUGACUCAUGGGGUGGGUUUCCUCCCGGAAGCGGAUCUCAUAGUCGUGGUGAAGGACGGACAAAUCUCCGAGAGUGGAACAUACAAACAACUUGUCCGCAACAAGGGCGACUUUGCAGACUUCUUGCUGCAGUAUCUGGAGGAAGCUCAGGACUUGGAUAUUGUUGAUGAACUGGAUGGUAUCAAGGAAGAGUUGUUGAAGGAUGAGUCACUGAGAGACAGAUAUAUGAGAGCCAUCUCUGUGAAGAGUGAAGAUGCUGGCAAAACACCGAAACUUGAGAGGCAGAUGUCAAAGGAAUCUACAAAGUCCAAUGGCUCCGCUGUCAGUUGCUCUAAAAACUCAAUAAACAAGGAGGGUUCUGACGAACCUGAGAAGCAAGACAAGAAGAAACUCAUGACAGUAGAGGAAUCAGAAACUGGAAAUGUAAAGUUCAAUGUGUUUGUGUACUACAUGAGAGCUAUCGGAAUGUGGAGGUCCAUGCUGGCGAUUGUGGCAGUGUUCCUGUACCAGGGCUUCACAGUGACCACCAACUUGUGGUUGAGUGAGUGGUCCAGUGACCGCAGUGUCGUGGUCAACGGAACACAAGACAUCUCCAAGACACAUAUGUACCUGGGCGUCUACGCUGGUCUCGGAUUUGCUCAAGCUCUAUGUAACGUGGUGUCCAAUAUCACCCUCUCGCAAGGUUGUCUGAUUGCGGCUGCAUGGCUACAUCUCACCAUGCUGAACCGCAUCGUACGAGCUCCCAUGAGCUACUUUGACACAACACCUCUCGGUCGGAUCGUCAACCGGUUCAGUCGAGACAUUGACGUAUGUGACUCCAUCCUCUCCUUUAGCAUUCAGGCUUUCUUGGGACUCGCUAUACAGACAAUUGCCACCAUUGGAGUUAUAACCUAUACUACACCCAUGUUCAUUCUUAUUAUCAUACCGAUCUUCAUCAUAAACUUUUCUUUGCAGCGCCUCUUUGUAGCCACCUCCCGUCAGUUGAAGAGACUUGAAUCCACAAAUAGGUCUCCAAUAUAUUCUCAUUUUGGAGAGACAGUACAAGGCGCUCAGUCAAUCAGAGCUUACGGACUACAAAAAGCGUUCAUAUCAGAGUCUGAAUACAAGCUGGACCAUUACCAGAUGUGCAACUAUCCUAACUUCAUAGCCGCAAGGUGGCUGGCAAUUCGUCUGGAAGCUGUUGGUAACUUUAUUGUGUUCUUUGCUGCGUUGUUUGCGGUGCUUUAUCGAGAAACCCUAGACCCCGGACUGGCUGGACUUUCAAUCACAUAUGCCUUGCAGGUAACCUCAUCCCUUAACUUUUUCACCCGGACCACAGCUGAUGUGGAAACGAACAUGGUGGCUGUGGAGAGGAUCAAGGAGUACACCCAGAUAUCCCAGGAGGCUGCCUGGACAGUGGAGCCUGUUCCUGAAGCCUCAUGGCCAGACCAGGGCCAAAUAGAGUUCCGGGACUACAGAGUCCGGUACAGGGAAGGUCUGGAACUUGUUUUGUCCGGAGUCACCUUCACCAUAUUGCCCGGAGAGAAGGUGGGUAUUGUGGGGCGUACUGGAGCUGGCAAGUCCUCACUUACUCUGGCUCUGUUCCGUAUACUGGAGGCCGCUGGUGGUGCCAUCUGUAUUGAUGGGAAGAACAUUGCUGCUGUCGGGCUGCACGACCUACGAGGUCGCCUGACCAUCAUACCUCAGGACCCUGUGUUGUUCUCGGGAACUCUACGCAACAAUUUGGAUCCAUUUGACUUGGCCUCAGACCAAACCAUCUGGAAAGCCUUGGAACUCUCCAACCUCAAGUCGUUUGUCACCUCUCUCCCCUCAGGGUUGAAUCAUCUUGUCAGUGAAGGCGGGGAAAACCUCAGUGUGGGUCAGAAACAGCUGAUCUGUCUGGGACGAGCGUUGCUACGGAAGAGUCGAGUGUUGGUGCUGGACGAAGCGACGGCUGCGGUGGACUUGGAGACGGAUGACAUUAUACAAAAAACCAUCCGCAGGGAGUUUAAGGACUGCACCAUACUCACCAUUGCACAUAGGCUUCAUACCAUCAUGGACUAUGACAGGAUUCUUGUGCUGGACAAAGGUAAAGUGAAGGAGUAUGAUUCACCGAACAAACUUUUACAAGAUCCAAACACUAUAUUCUACAGCAUGGCUAAAGAAUCAGGGAUAGUAACGUAACACUAUUGUUAGUACAUUGUGUACAGUACUUACUUUAGGUUAAGUUUUAAGAAAGCGCCAAUUGGCUGAUUAAGGAUUUUUUUAUAACAGUUAUAGUCAAUUAGAGAAAAUUAAGAGCUCCGGAGCUCAAAGAAAUGCAAAUAAAGACCCUAAAUGACACAACUGUGAUGUUUAUACUUGUAUUUUAGUGAUGGUCGAAACUAUAAAUUUUGAAUCUUUAAACAAACAAAAAUUUCGAGUAAAAGCACUAUGCCUUUAGCGGGAUAGAUCUUAUGAUUUCUUUGUUUUGAUUUCAGAAUGUUGAUAAAAAUUAUAAAUUUUGAACUUGGAAUCCAAUGAUAUAAAUAAAUGACACUUAAUCUAGAACUUUUUAAUAACA